GGCUGCGUUUACAAUGGUACACGUGCAAAUGUUCUGUAGAAAUUAUUCUAGUAUUUUACAUUUAAUUUUUAAAGUAUUUGGAAAACAUGCGCAGCGCAUUUCAAUUGGCGCCAACAAUUCUUGCUUAUUUCGUUGCGGGUGUUUUGACAGCAUUUUCGCAAACAUUCUAUUCACUUAUCUUUGAAGCAGAUGACUUUACAUGUGAAAUAAUUGUUAGUUUAUUAUUAAAUAAUGAAUGA
This is a messenger RNA of Meloidogyne enterolobii, 239 nucleotides long. The record is from the annotation of a GenBank genome assembly. Lineage: Eukaryota; Metazoa; Nematoda; Chromadorea; Rhabditida; Meloidogynidae.